AUGACUACUGAAGGGUUGUUGGAGAAUUCUGCGACCCUGAUUUCAGCAGCCUUAGUUGGCUCGGCUCUAGCCUUGGACCCCAUCUGCGUGAAUGUCGGAGGCCCAAACUUCGUGAUUAAUUCAGGUUUCAGCUCAGGCACGGCCCGAUGGAACCAAAUUCGAACGGGUGCAGGGGCCAACAUCCAAAAUGGCGAACAGGCAGAUGACACAUAUGGCCCAUUCUGGUACGCCUCCAUCUCGGGAGCGACCAUCGGAACAGAGUACGUCCUAUCGAUCAACUACCAAGGCUUCAUACCCCAGACCUAG
Molecule: messenger RNA, 306 nt
Organism: Clonostachys rhizophaga
Lineage: Eukaryota; Fungi; Ascomycota; Sordariomycetes; Hypocreales; Bionectriaceae
Source: the annotation of a GenBank genome assembly